Messenger RNA from Phyllopteryx taeniolatus (common seadragon), 4027 nucleotides. RefSeq names its product filamin A interacting protein 1-like (gene filip1l). The record is from RefSeq and is a predicted model, not a curated record. The transcript has 6 exons. Lineage: Eukaryota; Metazoa; Chordata; Actinopteri; Syngnathiformes; Syngnathidae. The coding region runs from base 305 to 3829 and encodes 1174 amino acids.
CAGGUCGUCCUCUCCCUCUCCCUUACACACACACAUACCCAGGCAGCAUCGUGCUCACACAGACUUAGCCUUAGACACCAUCGUGCACUACACACACAGCAGCAACCUUCCUUUUUCAGACCGCCUGGAUUGUACAAGGAGAUAACUGGGGACAUAGCAGAGAAGUGAUUCCUACACUGGGUGAGCAGAAACCAUUCAACACUGAGGAUAAAAACAUCAUCCCAGGCGUCAGGCUGAAGGCACUGCCAGCAGCUCUGCAGCAUCACAGUUAGCGGUCGGUCGCUUAGCUACGAGAGGAAGCAACAUGCGCUCCCGUAGCAGCAGCCUGGAGGACGUCACCAAGGUCAAGCUGGACAAAGAAGGACCCUCAGGGCGGCCAGAGCGCCGCAGUCGCCACCGGGAGCCGCCAGAUGACACCGGCACCGUCCAGCGGAACCACAACACCAACAAGAAUGGUGGCAGCGGCGCUACGAAGGCAAGAGACCUUUCGCGUGAUGACUUGGUCUUCCUGCUGAGCUUGCUGGAGGGAGAGCUGCAGGCAAGAGAUGAGGUGAUCACUGUGCUGAAGGCAGAAAAAAUCGAUUUGGCCCUUCUGGAAGCCAAAUACGGCUUUGUCACACCACCCAAAGUGCUGCAGGCUCUGCAACGGGAUGCCAUCCAGGGCAAAGCUGACGGUUUGCAGGAAGACAUCUAUGAAAGGCCCAUGGUGGAGCUAGACAAGCUGGUGGAGAAGCAGAGGGAGACGUACCGUCGCAUGCUGGAGCAGCUGCUGAUGGUGGAGCAGGCCCACAAACAGGCCCUGUAUAAAAUGGCGGACGAGAAGCGCAACCAUAGCGACUUUAUGAGGAAAAGCGACGAUUUCACCAACCUGCUGGAGCAGGAGCGUGAGAGGCUGAAGCUGUUAAUUAAUCAGGAAAAGGCCCAUCAAGAACGCAAGGACCAAGAGAACAACAAAAAGGUCACAAGUCUGAAAGAGGAGCUGACAAAGGUCAAGUCCUUUGCGUUGAUGGUGGUAGAUGAACAGCAGCGCCUCAAAGAGCAGCUUAGUCAACAGACGGCCAAGGUCCAACAGCUGAGCACCAACACUUCACAGGUUCAGGAGCAGCUGAGCUUGGCCAACACAAACCUGCAGGAAGAGGAGCAGAAGGUGUGUUGCCUGGAGGCAGAGCUGCGUGACUGCAUCAGUCGACACCAUCAGGAGCAGGAGGCCAUGAUGGCCAAGCUGACAAGUGAGGAUGCACAGAAUUGGCAGCUGCGUCAGAAGUUAUCAACUCUCAGUCGGCAGCUUGACGAACUGGAGGAUACCAACAAGACACUGCGUCGAGCAGAGGAGGAGCUGCAGGAACUCAGAGACAAAAUUAGCCGAGGUGAAUGUGGAAACUCCAGUUUCAUGUCAGAAUUGGAAGAGUUACGGAAAAGAGUGCUUGAAAUGGAGGGAAAGGAUGAGGAACUGAUUCGAAUGGAGGACCAUUGCCGAGACCUCAACAACAAACUGGAAAAAGAAGCAAGCCAAAGUUAUAGUUUGAAGGCUGAAGUUGAUAAACUGAAUCAGAGAAUUAUGGACUUGGAAAAACUAGAGGAUGCAUUUAGCGAGAGUAAACAGGAAUGCAACUCAUUAAAAAAUAACCUUGAGAGAGAAAAAACUGUGUCAAAGGCUCUCUCUGGUGAACUAGAAGCCUUGAAAGUUCAAGUUAAAGACUUGGAGUGUGCUGAGGGUCAUCUAGAAAAGACAGAGGUAACACUGAAGGAGGAUCUUGCCAAGUUAAAGACACUGACAGUCAUGUUGGUUGACGAGAGGAAGGCCAUGGCAGAGAAGCUCAAGCAGAUGGAAAACAAGGUACAAAACAGCACUGGCAAACUUCAAGCGGAACAGGAUAAGGUUACAUCAGUCACAGAAAAGCUCAUUGAAGAGAGUAAAAAAGCUUUAAGGUCAAAGGCUGAGCUAGAAGUGAAGAUGUGUGAUGCCAAGAGGGAGCGGGAUGACCUAAAGGCAAAACUAAGGGACGAGGAGGAGAAAAACAUCGAUUUGCAGUCAAAAAUCAAUAUGAUGAAAAAAAGGUUGCAAUCACUAGAGACUAUAGAAAGAGACUACCUUAGGAGCAAAGUCAAAGAGGAGCAUGUUAAAACACCCAUAGCCAACCGCUUCCAACAAGAGGACAACAAAGUCAAAGACUUGACCCAGGAGGUUGAGCGCCUCCGACAGAAACUCAAAGACAUGAGGGUUGUAGAAGGUGACCUGUUAAAAACAGAGGCGCUUGAAUCCUUGGAGAAGAGAUUUACAAACGAGCAAGAAAAAGCCAAGGCUUUGAUGAAGGAGCUGGAAAUAUCAAGAAAAGAACUUUCCACAUACCAGCUGGCUGAGAAGAAUGAGUCUAACCAAGAGCACGUUUUGUUCAAACGUCUGAAGGAAGAAGAGACGAGGUCAAGUCAUUUGGCACAGGAGGUUGUAGCUCUCAAAGAGAAGAUCCACGAAUACAUGGGACAAGAGGAUUCCCUAUGCUGCAUGAAGACGGACUACACCACUCUACGAAGGAAGCUGACCCAGCAGGAGGUCCGAAACAAAGAACUGGCCAGGGAAAUGGAGACACUUACUCGGGAGCUUGAACGAUAUCGAAGAUUUAGCAAAAGUUUGCGCCCUGGCAUGAAUGGUAGGCGCUUUUCUGAUUUGCACCUUUCCACCAAAGAGGUCCAGACUGAGCCUCAUGACCUCGUGACAGCGUUGCCAUUAGGGCAUGUCAUGCUUAAUGGGAAGCUGUGUGACCAGAGUGAAUCCAAAUGUGGCCCCUCCCUUGUAAAUAAUAUCAAUAAUCUCAAUAACAACAUGAGAAGAGUCCAAUGUGCUAAAUCCAAUGAGGGCCCUCGCCAGUUGAAUGGCAAGUUGCAACCACGGCCCAAUGCUAACCAUGGACAGGCUGGUGACGUGGUAUUAACACACAGUCCUGGCCAGCCGCUUCAGAUUAAAGUGACUCCUGAGCAUGGACACAACAUGGCAACACUUGAGAUCACCAGCCCUACCACGGAAAACACGCAAUCUUUUACCAGCACCGCCAUUAUACCCACAAGCGGAGGCAUGCCCAAACAGAGAAUUACUAUUAUCCAGAACACAGCCAUUUCCCCGACUGCGAAAUGCAGAGGUUCCCCGAUAACAGACAGGUCUUGCUCGCCAGACAGGAUACUCUCCCCUCUUACAAUGGCAACAUACUCCAGAGCCCUGACACCUGAUUCUUGUAGCUCUCUUACCCCUGAUAGACCCAUGUCCCCAAUCCAAAUUGUUUCCGUCACAACAGGCACCCCUGACCGGAAUGUCUCAGUUGACCCGGUGGAGGUUGCCGGAGGGCACGCCAUCUUCCGUGUGACCCCCGAGCAUCAGAACGGCUGGCAGGUGCAGAGGUCCAACAGCUCUGGGCCAAACGUUAUCACCACAGAGGAUAACAAAAUCCACAUUCACUUAGGGAGUCCCUUCAUUCAGAGUGUUAGCUCACCAGCACUGCAGGAGCAAAGGGUCACUAACGACAGCAUUGCAACACCCAAAAACAAGAGCAAAGUCACUAGUAGCAUCAUGAUUAAGCCCACCGCUACCCAAACCCAACGGCCAUCACAGAUUACAAUACCCCAAGAAUCAUUCAGACGCCCAGGGCCAACACGCAUACCAAAACCAAAGGGUUACGCUUCUGUAAAAGGGACAAGCGGCAACGGGGUGCUACAGAUCGGGAGCCAGUCAUUGCACACUCCUCUAAGUAGUGGCAAAGAUCAGCCUGUGCACACAUCUGCAGCACGCAGAACUACCACCACCACCACCACCAACAACCCAAAGCUUUCCAACCGUUGACUUUAAUCUAAUGUCAUGGCUUUAUAACAGAUGAAUGACAAUAUGUGAUUUGUAGGUCAUCCUGUAUUCGGCUUACAAUCUGAUGAUGACUGCAGAAAAAAAAAACUCAUACAGAAGCUGUUUUAGUUUAGUUCUCAUCAUGUCACCAUCACUGCAACCUAGGUGAAGAGAAAUAGGAAGGGCAAUUCCAAAAGCUGU